Messenger RNA from Dacryopinax primogenitus, 1398 nucleotides. Its product is annotated as glycoside hydrolase. Bases 1 to 1398 code for a protein of 465 amino acids. Gene Ontology annotation, molecular function: hydrolase activity, hydrolyzing O-glycosyl compounds. The record is from RefSeq and is a predicted model, not a curated record. Lineage: Eukaryota; Fungi; Basidiomycota; Dacrymycetes; Dacrymycetales; Dacrymycetaceae. The transcript is spliced from 5 exons.
AUGAUAUCCUCAACAGGAAAGGCCUACAUCACAGCCCGCUCAGGCAGUCUAUAUCUCCAAAACCGUCCUUUCCGGUUCGCGUCGUUCAACCUCCCCACACUGCUCACGUCCACCCCAUAUGAGCAAGAAGACCUGCUCUCUACCCUUGCACUUGGAUGGCCAAAUCCAGUCGCAAGGACGUAUACUCUUCAGUUGGUGAGUAAGAGGAUUGGACAAGGGGAAGCGAAUAUUAUCGGAUGGGAUGGGCAAGCCGGGCGGUGGAAAUGGGACGAAGGCGCGAUGAGGAGGUACGAUUCUGCACUGGCACUGGCAGCCAAGUAUGAUGUCCGACUUAUCAUACCGAUCAUAAACCAAGACUAUGGAGGAGACACGAACUGGGUGGGAAACUUUACCGAUCUGUGUAACUGGGUCGAACCUGGUGCACACUGGUGGACAAGCGGGCGCAUGAUCGACGUUUUCAAGCUCCUCAUUACCGAUCUCCUCAAUCGGGUCAAUACCCUCACUGGUGUGCGGUACUGCGACGAUCCAACCAUAUUGUGCUGGGAAACAGGGAACGAGAUGAACGGGAGUACGGAGGGGAACCGCCCUGCUCCAGGAGCGUGGACGGUCGAGAUCGGGAACCAUAUCAAGCAAUUGGCCCCAAAUACUCUCAUCAUGGAUGGCUCCUUCGCGCGAAAUGACAACCAAAAGUCAUGCUGGCCUGCCGAAGUUCUCGUUCCUAAUUCUCCGAUCUCUAUCCUCAGCUACCACUACUACGGUUCCGGCGACGCCUAUCGGCUUCCAAAAGACGUCUCUUUCGCACAGAAGCAUGGAAAAGUCUUCAUCGCGGGCGAGUUUGGGUUCUUUCCUGAAGCGCACGAGUUUGACGCUUUCUUCCUGAGCGCGAGGAAGGCCGGUGCUGCUGGUGCUCUGGUUUGGGCUAUGCGGGGUCAUGCCCAGGAUGGGGGAUUCGACACACACGGAGAAGACGACGAAAUCUGGGCAUAUCACGCUCCCGGGUGGACAACGCAAGAAGCCCGUGAAGAAUGGGACGCCAGGGAGAUCGAUGUCAUCAACGCUGUUAGGCAAGCGGCACACGAUUUUGCGGGCUUGAAGUGCGGCCAACACCCAGUCCCGGUGCGGCCACCCGAGGCUUGGGCUGUCCAGCUCCCGGGAGGAUCGUGGGGUCUGGCAUGGCGCGGUUCGGCUUGGUCGAAGACGUACGAAGUCCAUUCUGACAGAAGCGAAACGCUUGUACAUCCUUCGGCCGUAGACUGCUGCAUGAAAGGCAAGCUUAUGUUACCUCUUCCUGAUUUGGGCCUAAGGGAGGGGGAGAAGGCGUGGCUGAGGGUGAGGGGGGUGAGUGCUGAAGGGCAGGUGGGACCGUUCUCGGAGGCGGUGGGCAUUCCAAGUUGGUGA